Molecule: messenger RNA, 1938 nt
Organism: Plasmodium knowlesi strain H
Lineage: Eukaryota; Apicomplexa; Aconoidasida; Haemosporida; Plasmodiidae
Product: conserved Plasmodium protein, unknown function
Exons: 2
Coding region: 1-1938 (645 amino acids)
Source: RefSeq, a predicted model, not a curated record
AUGUUGAAGAGCGUCGAUAACAAGACAACCCAAACGGAGGAAGGAGACCCCGCGGGGAGUCGGACGACCUCCCCGGAGUUCAGUAAGCCCUCUGGCGAAGACGCAGUAGGGAAAGACUGGUUUGUCGUGGAAAAUAUAAAACUUAGAAAACAAAUAAAAACUCUCAAGGGAGAGUAUGAAAAGGUGAACAGGAAUCUCAGCAUCAGGUGCCAACUUCUCCAAAACAAGCAGAAAAUCAUCCCCAGCGACAACUUCUACCUACAGUUGGACAAACUUUUGCGCAGAAAACGAAAAGGGAGAAAAUACAAAAAUAGCUCUACCCAAACGGACAUAACGUUCAUGAGCCCCUUUUUCUCCAAAUGGGAAAGCUACUUCGAGGACUCAGCCGUGAAUAGAAUUUCGAGCGAUGGGGAAGUAGAAGUGCUAAAGAGAAAAAGAACUACAAAAAGAGUUAGCGAGAUUAGAUAUCAGUACAACUGUGCCAAUGAGGUACACAGACUGUCGGAUAACCAAAGUGCAAACGAAGGUGUAAAACAAAGGAAGUACACCCCAUGUGGAAAGGCGCAUGGGGCCCUUCGUACUCAACCAACUACAAACAUUUUCAAGGUUCCCAACCAUCUCAUACAUAAAGACAACGUACUCUACAGCCUUUACACAGAUAACGACUUAAUAUUCAUAAAAGAAAUUGCCGAGGAUCUGAUCCCCAAGGGAGGGGAUAAGAGGGAUUCUGAAGGGACAAACAACAAAGGAACGGAUAAACCAUCCCAUGUUGCAAGUUCACAUUUAGGGGGUGCAAUAGAAGGGAAAGUAGCCAAAGGAAAAGAUGUAGAAACUAAAUCCAGUUGGAUAGGAAAUCCCACAGAAAGAGAAAAGUUAGACGACUUGCUUACAUAUAUGAAGAAGGAAGAAAUAUCACAUGUUGAAGAUAAAAGUAGUGCUGUCGUCCUCUCUCAGGAUGAGGAAAGAACGAUUGAAGGAAAUAUGCAUGACGGGACGCAGACUACAAAAUGGAAGAAGAAACACGACGAAAUGGGCGCAGUUAAAGGGGGCACUUGCGAUAUGCCUCCCAGUGGGGUACUCCUCCCUGAUGAAGAAAACAAGCACGGGAAUAAAGGUAACAGAAGCGGCGGUGGCAAAGGAAUCAAAGAACAUCCAAUCGAGACAGACCAAAUCUUAGCAAAGAGGGAGAAGUACAUCGAUGUUCUUUUAAAACAUGAGAAGGGGUCCACAUCCCCAGACACAAUUGGAACGAUGUUAACCCCCCAAGAAGAAAUCCCGCAUGGAGGAGCUCACCAUUCGGGCAUUUCACCAAAAUGGAGAGAAGCACCUACAUCCGAGAAACCUAUGCAGAGUGCGAAAUUUGUCUCAUCGCCAUUAAAAAAAAAAGAGGCGCCUACCAGUUGGGAUAUGAGUGUUGGCAAGAGGGCUCCUAUCCACUUGGGGGGGAUGACUACAACAAGAAUAGAACAUACAGGGGAUAAUGCAACCGCUCCUCUGUGUGAUAAUAACCCCCCCUUCACACAAAAAAACAGAAAAAAGAAGAACAAACCAAGUAAACAAAUCAGACUCAGUGAUUCAUCCCCAUUGUCGACUGAAGAAAUGGUUACCCGAAUGGAGCCUUCCAAGUGCAGAACCCCCCUCACGGAUGAAACGCAACGUACACAUACUAGUGAUAACCCCUGGGUAAGGAAAACCUCUUACCCAUUUGUAAAAUCUGACCCGGAUUCGUACAAGGAAAAAGAAAAAUGCCCACCACAUGGGAUAGCCCCUAAAAAGGGACACCUCCCUCCCCUCUGGGAUUCAGAGCACGAGGAAACCACCCCUCCUCUUGAGGGAUGUCACCAUAGCAUUUCACUUAGCGAUGCAGAAAAGAGUGCAAACGAAAUAAGGAAAAUUUCCUUGGAGCAUAAGAAGAGGGCCUUCCUCUUCUACAUGUGA